AUGAUGUUUCUGCAUAAGGUAUAUAGAAUGACCAUAUAUCACAUGUAUUUAAAAUUCUCAUAGUGGCUACGAAGACACAUUCAUGUGAUAGGUCAUAAGCUACUGUCUCUUUAGCAUUGAAUAUCAUCUACCUUCCUCCUCUCUAUCUUUGAUUAACCUAAGCCUCUCAUCUAUAUAAAGGUUUUGUCAUUUGAGUUCACAACCAACAAGAGUCUUUCCACAUUCCAACUCUCAAAAUAAAUUUUUCAAGUUGUUUCUGGAGAAUAUUUGUAACAUGGGUUUCCAUCUACCUAGAAUUGUUACUGCUAAACAAAGUCUUCAGCGAUCUUCGUCAACAGGAAAUGGAGCAUCUCCAAAGGCUGUUGAUGUUCCGAAGGGAUACUUUGCGGUUUAUGUUGGUGGGGUACAAAAGAAGCGUUUUGUCAUCCCAUUAGCUUACUUGAAUCAACCAUCUUUUCAAGAUUUGUUGUGUCAAGCAGAAGAAGAAUUUGGAUAUAAUCAUCCAAUGGGUGGCAUCACAAUUCCUUGCAAUGAAGACUAUUUCCUCGAUCUCACUCGGAGUUUGAAUGACUCAUGAAGCAGAGAGAUUAGUAUCUAGAAAUAGAUAGUGUAUAUAAAGAAUUAGAAAAAUACAUAAUGUAGACUGUAAACAUUUUUUGAAAUGGAAGAACUUGAUUCUUUGAAUUUAAAUUGUUCUACAAAUUUCAUAGUUCUUUUCGUGAUAGAAACUAGAUGAUGAAACGACAUGAAUGAUACCACUGGCUUGAUAGUUUUACAUAA
This is a messenger RNA of Benincasa hispida (wax gourd), 780 nucleotides long. Its product is annotated as auxin-induced protein X10A-like. The record is from RefSeq and is a predicted model, not a curated record. NCBI's taxonomy places the organism in Eukaryota, Viridiplantae, Streptophyta, Magnoliopsida, Cucurbitales, Cucurbitaceae. Gene Ontology annotation, biological process: response to auxin.